This is a messenger RNA of Trypanosoma cruzi, 2406 nucleotides long. RefSeq lists its product as uncharacterized. The record is from RefSeq and is a predicted model, not a curated record. Gene Ontology annotation, biological process: glutathione metabolic process; hydrogen sulfide metabolic process. Bases 1 to 2406 code for a protein of 801 amino acids. The transcript has a single exon. Gene Ontology annotation, molecular function: sulfur dioxygenase activity. Lineage: Eukaryota; Euglenozoa; Kinetoplastea; Trypanosomatida; Trypanosomatidae.
AUGGAGAAGGAGGGGGGGAAGGAAGAGAAAGGCCCAGCGAAAUGCCCUCCUGCGCAGAGUGUGGACUCCAUGCAGAGAAAGAAUCGUUCAACCUUUAGACCGGUGUUGCUUGAAUUAGCGGGCUCACUGGACGACACGGUGUGCCAGGAGAUCACACGACGCUUGCGGCAGUACCGCAACCGAUAUGCCCCCAUUCUGAGACUGACAGCCACGCUGAUGGCACCGGCAGUGCAGGAGGUGGAACUAUUUGGCCAUUGCGAAGGGGUUGAUGUCACUGAUGGGAGGGCCGCCAAUGGCAAAAAGGGAAUAGCCGAAGGAAAAGAAACGAAUGGAGAAAGUGGCAGCGGUUCUAUGGUGGCGAAGAGACUGAGAGGCGAUUCACUCAUCGCUGCCCCUUGUGCCGCCAUCAUGGCAGAAAGACGGAUUGAGGUUGUAAGCCGUUUGCAUGAAAACAAUGAUGGUAUGAGUGCUGUAGAAAAGCUGGAGGCAUUUAUGGCCUAUCAAUUCCUCCCGUUGGCACUGACGCACAAUUGCCAUCCAAAGCUCUCACUCAGUGAAAAAUCAUUUAUACUUCGUCAUUAUGUGCAUGAGGCGACGCGUACGUCCUCUUUCCUUAUUGCAGACCUUCAGGAAAAAACGGCAGCCAUUAUUGAUCCACAGCUGGAUAUUUCCAUGUAUGAGGCAGAUAUUUCGGCGUUGCGGCUUCGACUUUGUGGUGUUGUGCUUUCGCAUUGUUUUGUAGAUGUCGUUAUGGGGCAUGCCGCACUGUUGACAAAACACCCGGAAGCAGUGCUUUUAAGCAGUACGCCAUGGACGCAGGAAGUUGACGUACCCACAGAAGGGUGGCCGACAUUGUCACUAAGCCCACGUCUGCAACUGCACUGUGUUCCCGUGCCCUCCUUUUCCCCUGAGUGCAUGUUGGUUGAGCUGCACUAUAACUCCACUCUGCUGGCACUCUUUACCGGCACCGUGAUUGGCACCGAUUCCGUCCCGCGCCAUGAAUUCUUUGCUGAUUUUCCAGGACUCUCUCCAAAAAGUAACGUCUCGAGUUGCGAAGCGACAAGGACUGCGACCACAGUGGCGCAGCGCUUUCUGAAGGAACGUUUGUGGGACAGGUACUUUGCCCAGACCGGCGAGGGCAAUAAUGGGCAGACACUGGAACAUGUGGUCAUUUUUCCGUCUCACGGCGGAUACAACAACGUGACGCAUCAACUGGAUCUCUAUUGGGCACUUCAUGUGGGUGAUCUAAAGCGAAUGAAGCAUUCCCGAAAGAUGCUGGGCAAAUUGUUGGACCACGAGAGUUACGCCGCGUACGUUCAAGAGCGACCCCCACUUCCCAAAACACCGUUAUUCUCACACGUAAGAGACUACAAUUUGCUUUUGGCUCCUUCCGCAUUUGGUGGAAGUGGAGCCAGACUUGUCUCACGGCAUUCUUUACCGUCUUGUCCUCUUCCGAGAUUCAAUAGUGUUGCUUCUGCUGCUUCCUCUGCUAUGACGCCCAUUGUUCUGGACAUUAGGGACACUACCGACCACCAGUUGGCGCAUCUGAAAGGAUCUGUGAAUAUUCCCAUGAAUUUUCCGGCCACUGCGUACGGCGUCAAAAAGGCAGAACUGUGGCUUCAAUGUUUGCUGCAACCACUUCAACCCAUCGUUGUGAUAUGCAGAAAUGAGGAGGAGUUUCCGCUUGUACGGAAGCGGUUGGAGUUGUUAUCCCCGGGUGCACCCAUUGAAACCUACACGGCAAAGGAACUAGAAUCCCCUUCUAGUUCUCUUUCUGCGGCUGGUGCGGAGGUGCGAGUCCAGGGGUUUAUUAUAACGAAGCCUCUUCCAGAAUCCAUUGUGUCGAGUUGUUUACCGCGCCAACUUGUGUGGGUUUCUGAUUCUGCCGCAUCUGCCUUUUUGCGAAUUGAUAACUAUCAGCAGCUUCAGUACAUUGAACCUUCUGAAGACACCUUGGUCCUCGACUGCCGCACUUCUUACGAGUUUAAAAACGGCUCACAUAAACACAGCGUUCAUAUUCCCCUAGCAGAGUUGUGCCAGCUAACAGCUCUGGAUACGAUGUUAUCAUUAUCUUUGUUAAACCGUACAAAUAAACAGGAGACACCGGUGGUUGAUUUUUAUACUCCAUCCCCACGCCUUGGCCAAAAAAUUUUGGAGAAGUUACACGAGAGUUUUAUGGCCGAAAAUGCCAGACACCGUUUUUCUUUUCAGGGCAUAAAAAAUAUUAUUGUGUACUGUGCCAGCGGCUAUCGCUCCAUAAUUGCCGGCUCGCUGCUGCGUCGGGCAUUUGAAGCGGCCACAGUGCCGAUUCAGGUGCGUGACGUGGUGGGGGGAGCGCUGCAGAUUAUGAAACAGCGGCCAGACCUCUGGACAGUCAAGGAUCGCUCCAUCAUAUGUGUCAGCUGA